Alternaria alternata is the source of this 1408-nucleotide messenger RNA. RefSeq lists its product as hypothetical. The transcript is spliced from 2 exons. Gene Ontology annotation, cellular component: plasma membrane. Gene Ontology annotation, molecular function: acetate transmembrane transporter activity. Lineage: Eukaryota; Fungi; Ascomycota; Dothideomycetes; Pleosporales; Pleosporaceae. Bases 424 to 1233 code for a protein of 269 amino acids. The record is from RefSeq and is a predicted model, not a curated record.
GUGGAGUCUCAUAGACCCUUUGUUACAUAUAUUCAGCAAAUGAGCAGAGGCUUUCAGUAGUGCGAUGAUGUCAGAUGUCCACGCGGAUGAGAGGUUCCGAGUGGGUAAGUCACGAUGUUCGCGAUCAGCACACAGAGCGCGCAACCGCGUCGCGCUUAUCGUCAUACCUCUGUAAUAGCGGAAUUUCGCAAACUUCAGUCUAUCAAAUGUACGAUUGCAUCACAGCAAUGAUGUAGCUGGGUUUAGAUGCAUGAAACAGUUAUUUGACUGCUUGUCGCACUUUUCCAGCACUUUACAUCCUGGUUUACCCCAGAAACACAAUUCAUCCCCUAGCAAGGAAGCCCUGCGCGUCUCGAUCCUGUCAAAGUCCAUCGAAUCAGCCCUUCAACUCGAUACCCCUUCGACCAAGAUAACUUCCCAAGUAUGGCGUUAGACGUCCGUCAUCAAUCUGAAAAACUUGACAAAACACUCCAACAAACCCCUGGCAUCCAGAUUUUCCUCCAGCCCAUCGCACCCCCAGCUGCUCUAGGUCUCGCUGGUUUCGCUGGCUCAACAUGGAUAACCUCAUCCUACAUCGCCAACUGGUGGGGCGGACCUGAAUCACCGACUAUUUUCUUCCCAUUCGUAGGUCUGUUCGGCGGACUAGCGCAAUUCAUCGCGGGGCUGUAUGGAUUCAAAGCAAGAGAUACAUUGGUGACGGUAAUCAACACCAUGUGGGGAAGUUUCUGGAUUAGUAUCGGGAUUCUAUAUGCUUUUGUCGCGGCCGGUGCUCUGGAAGCACACGAAGUGCAUACGCAUUUUCCUGAACUCGCAUCUUGGUUCGUGAUACUCUGUGUUUUCACAUGGUCGGGCGCGCUCGCUGCUACAGCAAGAGAUGUUGUUCUUAGCGUUUGUCUCUUCUCUCUGGCCAUCGGAAGUACAAUCGCUUGCUGCAUGUUCGCAUACAACGGUCGCCCUUCUUCGACAGCGAAUACGAGUGCAUCGGGCGACAGUCUUACUGGCGGAGUUACCAUGGGCAUGAAAGCUGCCAGCUACUUCUGGAUGUUGAGCGCGCUUUGCGCCUGGUGGAGAGUGACGGUUUAUCUUGUUGAGGAGGCAUAUGGUCCCGAUCACACGAUCACUAAGUUCUUCCCUAUUGGCAGGACACCUAUGGAGAGGAAAGCGCCUUUGGUUAUCCCUGGGCUGGGUGAGCCUGGUGUUAAGAGGGGUGUUCCAAAGCCACUGCCAGUGUAAUGCAAUUCGAAAGGAUUGUGAGAUGUAUUGAUAGAGUGUUGUUUGCUCGCGCAAUCGUAUAUUCGACAUUUUGGAUACCCAUGGCUUUGCUGUAACCGUACCCUUAUAGUUCGCAGCACCAAGAAAUAUAUAAGACAUUAAGAUUACUUUCACAGCAUCAGCUAGCUAAGAGCAU